This is a messenger RNA of Trichosurus vulpecula (common brushtail), 5016 nucleotides long. RefSeq names its product docking protein 7 (gene DOK7). Gene Ontology annotation, molecular function: protein kinase binding. NCBI's taxonomy places the organism in Eukaryota, Metazoa, Chordata, Mammalia, Diprotodontia, Phalangeridae. The record is from RefSeq and is a predicted model, not a curated record. The transcript is spliced from 7 exons. Bases 69 to 1721 code for a protein of 550 amino acids. Gene Ontology annotation, biological process: neuromuscular junction development; positive regulation of protein tyrosine kinase activity.
AGAGGGGGAGAGCUCGAGGAGGGAGAGGCCGGAGCUGAGGGCGCAGCUGUUUGGAACCAUGACUGAAGAUGACGGAUUCGGUGGUGGUGGAGGGUCAGGUCAAAUUGAGAGAUGGAAAAAAGUGGAAAACUAGGUGGCUGGUGUUGCGCAAGCCCUCCCCGGUAGCAGACUGCCUGUUGAUGUUAGUAUACAAGGACAAAUCUGAAAGAGCCAAGGGUUACAAGGAGAGGAGCAGCGUGACUCUAGAGGACAUCUGUGGCCUUGAUCCUGGUCUCCCCUACGAGGGCUUGACUCACACUCUCGCCAUCAUUUGCCUGUCCCAGGCUGUGAUGCUGGGUUUUGACAGCAAGGACACAAUGUAUGCCUGGGAUAUCCGGAUUCGCUACUCUCUGGGGGAAGUCCACAGGUUUCAUGUGGCUGUGGCACCAGGCACCAAGCUGGAAAGUGGACUGGCUACUCUUCACCUCUGCAAUGAUAUUCUGGUGCUGGCUAAAGACAUUCCUCCUGCUGUCAUGGGUCAGUGGAAGCUCUCCGACUUGCGGCGUUAUGGGGCUGUGCCAAACGGCUUCAUCUUUGAAGGCGGGACCAGGUGUGGGUACUGGGCUGGUGUAUUUUUCCUUUCUUGUGCAGAAGGAGAGCAGAUCAGCUUUCUUUUCGACUGUAUCGUCCGGGGCAUCUCCCCCACGAAAGGCCCCUUUGGCCUGCGUCCCGUCCUCCCAGAUCCAAAUACAAACCCAUCGUCCAUGGAAGAGAGAGUGGCUCAUGAAGCUCUACAGCUAGAGAAGAGGCUCAGUCUUCUUUCACACUCAAGUCGUCCAGGAAGUGGAGGAGAUGACAGGAGUCUGUCCAGUUCUUCAUCAGACACCAGUCACUCAGAUGCCAGUGCUGGGAGCCGGCUCACUCUCUGGCCUGAGCAGUCCUCGGCCAGCACCUCCCAGGAGAGCCAUGGGCUGGCAGCUGCUAAAUCCUUCCAACUUGGGGAAGACAAGGCACACAUGGAGGCUAUGCAUGGUGCCGCCAAGCCACUGCCAAAACCUCUCCGGUCUAGACAGCUCCAGGAAAUCGGCCGCCAGAGUUCUUCUGACAGUGGCAUAGCCACAGGGAGUCACUCCUCCUACUCUGGUAGCUUCUCUUCCUAUGCUGGGAGCCUGGACAUCUGCCAUGGUGAUGAGUUUGGUUCCCUGCUCAGCUUGCCUUUGAACUUUGCUUCGGAACAGAGUUUGUGCACUUGCCAGCCCAGUGAGCCCCACAGGGGCCUGGAGUAUCAGGUUCCUAGCUCUUUCCGACAUCUCUAUGACACACCCAGGAGUAUAUUACAAGCAGCUGCUAAGGAUGCUCAGCACGGUGGUGGUGCAGAUUCCACAGGACCCAAGGACCAGGCCCCAGGCCCUCAACAGGCCAGUGACCCCAAAGCAGCACCAGCCCCUCCCUCGGAGGCAGGAGCUGCCUCUGAGCCUGACCAAGACUCGGCGGGGCCCACUGCCUCCCUUGCUGAAGGCACCAAAGACUUGGGUGAUGAGACUUAUGCAGAUUUUCUUUCCAGGUGGUCAGGCAUCAAACCUCCAGGACAGGUGUUAGAAUCCCAAAGUAGUGAGUCGGUUUCACCUAGUGGAGUGUCUGCUGAGCCUUGUGAAAUGUGUAGUCCCCGCCCCGGGGCUCCAAGAGCUUUCUUUACAUCAUGUCCAGUCUGUGGUGGACUCAAGGUAAAUACCCAUCCCUGAGCAGAAGCUAACCCAGGCCCAACCUGAGUUUAAGUGAUGUGAUUGAUUUCAGUUUAUCGAGGAUGCAGCAUUAGCAAUGGGCAGCGGUCCUGUUGGAGAAGCAUCCUAUUCAUGUUUUUUGUAUAAAUUAGCUUAGAAAGUGAGGGAUAAAUGACCAAACCCCACGAGAGAGACCCAGGCCUUGAAGGCAAGGCACAGGGAGUACUUGAAAUGAUGGGCUACUAACCCUGGGGUCAUUUAGCCUUGAAGAUGCAGGUAUAGUUUUCUUCCUUCUGGAGAAGAGACCAGGUGGGUGGAGAGAGCACCUCCUCAGUGUUUAAACAUACUUUUGAUGAGAGGAUGCCUCAGGAAGGUAGGAAAGGUUUGUAUUUGGAGAGAAGAAUCCCAGCUUGAGGAUAUGUUGCUUGAGCGGGAAUAUGAGUACUAUCUAGAAACGUAGAUUGGAUCCAAAGACCAUAGAAUUUUAGACCUGAAAGGGUCAUUAGGGGUCAUCUAGUCUCUUCAGCUUAUAUGGGGAAACUGAGGCCCAGGACAGGAACUGGACUAACCCAAGGUCUCACAGAUAGUGAAUGGCAGAGCCAGGAAUCAAACCCAGGUCUUUUGACUCGGAAUUCAUGAUUCUCUUUACUCGUACUGCCUCUUGGUGAGAAUUUCAGAGUAUAAAAGAUUGAAAUGGCUUUGUCACCUAAGACAUUCACACCCAAUAGAUUCUAUUUUCUGUAGUGCUUGAUAAUUUACAAAGUGUGUCCCUCGCAACAGUGCUGUGAGGCAGGCAGUUCAAGUAUUAUCCCUGUUGUACAGAUGGGAAAACUGAGGCAGAGAGAAGUCAAGUAACUUGUGAUGAAGGUCACACAGUUGGUAAAUGGUAGAGCCAGGACUCCUGUGUCCAAACCCAGUGCUUUUUUUCUUUUUUCACCAUACUACACUUUCUUUAAGCCAGUAUAUUCAGUCUACACAGGGAAAGAAUUGCCCCCUAAAGACUGAGGCAAGGAUAGUAGAGACCCAGACUAAAAGAUGAGAUUUCCUAGACUUUUUGGCUUUUCUUGGUCCUACGCCUCUCAUGCUUUGCAUGUCCUUUAUUUCUCUGCCUUGUGUUUCUGGAAACAGAGCUCUGCAUUCCUGAGCAGUGAUGAGUUAAGUGACAGAUUUCUGUCCCCUCUCUGUUCUGACAGUAACUUAGCACCAUUUAUUGUUAACCUGAGAUGGGUCUGUCUUAGACUAGCUAGAAUUAGAAGGGUCCUUAGAAUCUAGAACAUAGUGGGAAAGGGUCUCAACAUCCAGUCCAGUUCUCAAAUUUCACACACAAGAAACCCUAGGAUCUAACUGGUAAUGUCCCUCAUGGCCAAGGUCACACAGUGAGUUAGUGGCAGACAUAAAGGACUAAAACCCAGGUCUUCCCUGAAAUCCGGGCCAGUGAUUUUUUUCAACUACAUCACAGAUAGCUGAUUAGAAAAUAGAUCUUAGACCUAAGUUCUGGGAUUGUAAAGCUAAAAUGGAAAUCCUUUAAAAAAUCAGUAAGAGAUUUCUUCCUCACUGCACUGCUCCCCACUUCCUCAUCCCAUGUUUAAUGGAACUCUGAAACAUGUCUCCUCUAGAUUUUCAGUAGGACUUUUUGAAAGGUUUAAGUUAAAGCGCUGCAGUUGAUUUUAGUUUGUUAAGGAUGUAGAAGUAGCAAUGGACAGUGGUCCAUUGGAGGCAAGCACCUUAUCUGUGCUUUUCGUGUAAAUUAGCUUAAAAAUAGCCCUGACCCUUGCAAUGCAAUCAUGGGAUGUGAUAAAAUUCUGAGGAAUCUGGGAGGCUCUACCUGAAUCUCUUUUCUCAUCUGCUUCUCUCAACCUCAUGAGUAGAAUGAAUAGUUUUCUUAAUGUUCAUAUUAUAAACUGGGAACAGUAUCUGUGAUCAGAUGUUAUCUGAUCAAAGCAUAACUCAAGAGAUUACUUUGAUAUUCGAAUGAAAAUGGCUUCUGGGCAUGACCUCCUGAGAGGCUGAAGUCUUCCAGGGAGCACUUAAGAGGCCCAUAAGCAAGAAGGAGAAGGGGAACUUGUUAACAAAGGGCCCCAUUUCCUGCUUCUAUUUUGACAUUUCAUGCUGAGAUGGUGGUGAGGAUGACUCGGUAGCAAGUGGCUCCAUUGUCUUCUUUUCUUUUUAUAUAAAUGGCCAUUUUGCCUCCAUGAUGCCAUGAGUGGGAGAGCCAACUUAGUGAUUUCUGAGGAAGAGAUAGAGCAUCCUUUGGGCAGCUCCAAUCUCAGGGCUUUCCACCAUGCCUUCCAUGUCCUCUGACUCCUCAGGCCUCAGCCAGGCAGUUUCCAGAAAUCCUUUUUGUGGUAAAUGCUGAAGCUCGUUAUUUUUUGUGGAUCUCGUAUGGUGAUCAAAGUGAGUGACAGUAGUAUUUAUUCAGCUUUUGAACCUAGUGAUUUUUAUCAAUGGGAUUUUGUGGGGGGGAGUUACUUGUUGUUACAAUAUAGUAGAUUAUUAGCCUAUGUUCCUCAGUGAUAUAGAUGUAGUGAAAAAAAAAGACCCUUGGGAAUUGCCCGAGUCUAAAAUCUGGUUCUGUGCAACCAGCAGGCUGGUCUCUACGGCUGACUAAGCUUUUGGUUGUUUGAAGUUUCUUGCUAGGCAGAGAUGGGAAAGUGUGUUUUGGCAGGUGGUAAGAGGACCAUAGGGUCCGAGUGCAUUACUUUACUCAGUUUGAGAAUGUGGAGUAUAGCUGAGGAUCCAUAUGGACUCUCAUCUUAUGACUUUGGACUGGGAAGAAUGGCUGUUAGGAUACAGGGCAUCACAUUCAGGAUGGAGAUGGCCAGGAGAAGCCUUCUAAGGGCAAGGAGAAGCCCUUGACUAAGAAUCCAAGAACUUCUGGAACAUAGUAUCAGCAUCAGAGAUGCAAGAUCAGGGCCUUGAUCCUUCCAAUCUUUUCAUCUUCUAGCCUAACUCUGCCAUUCUGCAGAGAAUUUUCUUGAUGACAAACUGCAUGGAGUGUGAAUUUCUUUGCAUCUUUUUAAUUAUUUUCACUCUGAGAUUUCAGAUGCACCAAUGAAAGGUGUUAGCUAAGUGCCCCGUUCAUAUCAUCAGACAUCUCCUGUUGGGAACCAUGAUCACUUUUUGUUUUGUAUCCUUUCAGGUGUAUUGCUACCCUCUCUCCAUGCUUUGGUUUGGGAUAAAGUAGCUUAAUGUGUACAUAUUUUACUCUGUAACUUUAUUGUCAGGUGACAUUUUGAUGCUAUUUUUAUUUUUUUUAAUCAUCCAUUGUUUGUAAUACCUUCUUAGUUUGGAAAUAAAAUUUUCUCUUUUCCUACCA